Molecule: messenger RNA, 302 nt
Organism: Didymodactylos carnosus
Lineage: Eukaryota; Metazoa; Rotifera; Eurotatoria; Philodinida; Philodinidae
Source: the annotation of a GenBank genome assembly
CCAUUAGAUCCCAUGGCAUGGCUUAACAGUGUUACAAGAGCAUCUCCACCUGCAAUACAGACAGCACCGAUCGAUCCGUCGCCUGUUUUUGAUGGUAUACGAUUAUCUACUGCAGAAUCGAAUCUCCUUUUACAACAUCAACAAACACCAUCGUCACAUCAGAACAGUCAACAACCACCACCAUUCCAAAGUCAAAUUUCGUCUCAACAAGAUCGUCGACCACCGAAACGUCAACGACCAGCUGUUUCAACAAAUGACGACGACGAUGAAAAUCAAGAAAAUAACCCUCAACCACGACAACC